Messenger RNA from Hevea brasiliensis (rubber tree), 1071 nucleotides. RefSeq lists its product as uncharacterized. The transcript is spliced from 5 exons. NCBI's taxonomy places the organism in Eukaryota, Viridiplantae, Streptophyta, Magnoliopsida, Malpighiales, Euphorbiaceae. The record is from RefSeq and is a predicted model, not a curated record. The coding region runs from base 54 to 593 and encodes 179 amino acids.
ACUUCAAAACCCAACGAAAAUAAGCGGACACCGAAUCAAGAGAGGGGGCAGCAAUGGAAGGUAGCAACAACAGCGAGGACUUUGCAGUGGGCUGCUUGCUCUCCAUCAAGACCACUUUAGGGGACGAAUUCGACGGUCAAGUCAUCACCUUCGAUCGUCCAUCCAACAUCCUCGUGCUUCAAGAGGGAUCGAAACCUGGGCCUAGGAGAAACAUAAGGUUCUUGAAAGCUAAUUAUAUCAAGGAGUUUUCUUUUCUAGGUCAAGCCGAUGACCCACUUGAUGUCAAGAAGUGUUAUAUUGAUCUCCAUACUCUUCAAGCUAGAGAGGAAUUGGCUUUAAGGCAGGCAGAAGCAGAAGCAGAGAGGAUUGGAGUGGGUGUCACGGCUGAGGCGCAGAGUAUCUUUGAUGCUUUGUCUAAGACACUUCCAGUGCGCUGGGACAAGACAGUCAUAGUGGUUAUGAAUGAAGUGCGAGUUAGCAGUCCAUAUCUUCCUGACUCUGUAAGUGGGGGAACUUCUGUUGCAAAUGAAAGGGUGAAAAAAGUGAUUGAGUUUGAGAGAAAGAGGUUGCAAGCUCGUGGUGCCAGUCAGUGAUGAGUGUUGUACAUGUCCUACUACUGUUGGUAAAGGCACCUGGAGAAAUGGUUUGCUGUGGAUGUGUUGCUUGCUUCCAGCUGUAGUACAAACUUAACUGAGAAAAACAUGUUUCCCAUGCUGAGACAAUCGCAAGUUAUAUUGAUGAAGGAAUAUAGAUUUCGCGAUAGAAUUAUUAAGUAGAUGUUCCUUCAUUUUGCUGCCUCUGGCAUUUUCGAUUUUUGGUAUGUUGCUAUUGGACCUAAAUUGAUGGUAGGUUAUCCUGGUUAUGCAACGUAGUUAUUGCAAUUUCAUGGUCUGCUGCCGUCUCCUCGCAGAUGCUAUAUGCUUAAAAGUCGAAUAAGCUUGCUACCUUACGAUCAAAAAGGUACUUUCCUGGUUGCCAUUGUGGAAGAAUGUGACCAAAUUUCUUUGAAAUCAUAUAUGGAAGCAAGUUGUAUGUGGUUUCUUCCUUGCUAUGAAAGAUGACCCUUUCCAU